CACGCGCGUGUUCAUCUCUAACGCACAUGCUCAGAUGCAGAGGCUCCCCCUGGCCUGCGCGCGCUGGUGUGCAGGCGGGAAGAAAGCGAGAGCGCGCGCGCCAGAGAGAGAGAGGGAGACAGAAAGAUAGAGAGGCGGAGGAGGAGGAGGCUCGGGCCGCCGCUGCACCCCGGAGGAGCGGAGCGAAUAGGAGAAAAGAGAAGCGAGGAGAAAAGAAGAGAAGACGCCGCCGAGGGAGCGGAGCCGUGCUCAGGGAAUUGGCAGGCCGGAUGAAUAGCAGUAGCUGAGGAAGUCAUGUUCCUGCCUGACCUGCAUUUGAAGAACAGAAGCAGAGCGUGAAGAUCAGCAGGGACGAUGCCUCAGCAUGCAGACAUGGCGGUGCCUGGGUUGUACAGCUUGAAGGAUGUUCUCCUCUGUGAAGGCCUUUGAGGGGCAGCAGUAUUCGGUGCUGAAGAAGCAGUGCAUGCAAAGCGGGACUCUGUUUGAGGAUCCGUUCUUCCCCGCUGUGGAUGAUUCUCUGUUCUAUCAGGGGAACCGUAUUGGCCACGUGCACUGGAAAAGACCUGGGGAGCUGUGUGAUGAUCCGCACUUGUUCGUGGACGGGAUCAGCGCUCAUGACCUGCACCAAGGGCAACUGGGAAACUGCUGGUUUGUGGCGGCGUGUUCAAGCCUGGCCUCGCGCGAGUCUCUUUGGCAGAAAGUUAUUCCUGACUGGAAAGAGCAGGAAUGGGAUACGGAGAAAACAGACUCGUACGCUGGAAUUUUCCACUUCCGCUUUUGGCGCUUUGGUGAUUGGGUGGAUGUGGUGAUCGAUGACCGCCUACCGACGGUGGACAAUCAGCUGGUGUACUGCCACUCACAUGACAGCAAUGAGUUCUGGAGUGCUCUGGUGGAGAAAGCUUAUGCCAAAGUGUACGGCUGUUACGAAGCUCUGGAUGGUGGGAACACGGCCGACGCUUUAGUGGACUUCACCGGUGGCAUCUCGGAGCCAGUGGACCUGCUGGAAGGAAUGUACGCUCAGGAUGAAGCUGCCAGGAACCAGAUGUUCGAGAGAGCGCUGAAGGUCCACAAUCGAGAUGGACUCAUCAGCUGCUCCAUCAGGGCCACCACAGUGGAGGACAUGGAGGCUCGGCUGGAAUGUGGGCUGGUCAAAGGUCACGCUUACGCAGUCACCGACGUUCGGAAAGUGCGCUUGGGCCAUGGCUUGCUAUCCUUCUUCAAAUCUGAGAAGCUGCAAAUGAUUCGCAUGAGGAACCCCUGGGGGGAGAAGGAGUGGAGCGGGCCAUGGAGUGACAGCUCAGAGGAAUGGAAUAAGGUGAGCAAGAGCGAGAGAGAGAAGCUGGGCGUCACUGUGCAGGAUGACGGAGAGUUUUGGAUGAACUUUGAGGAUUUCUGUCACUACUUUACUGACCUCAUCCUGUGUCGGCUCAUCAACACGUCCUACCUGAGCAUCCAUAAGACCUGGGAGGAGGAGGUGAUGAGAGGAUCGUGGGUUUGCCGAGACGACCCUCUGCGUAACCGCUCAGGAGGCUGCAUCAAUCACAAAGCCACUUUCCUGCAGAACCCUCAGUACGUGUUCGACGUGAGGAAGGUGGAGGAUGAGGUCUUGAUCUGCCUGCAGCAGAAAGAGAAAAGAGCGACUCCCAAAGAAGGCAGAGGAGAAAACCUGGCUAUCGGCUUCGACAUCCAUCGGGUGGAGCUGAACAGAAAAUACCGCAUGCACACGGCCCAGCAGAAAGUCGCAGGUUCUAUCUACAUCAACUCUCGCUGCGUCUUCCUGAGGAAAGAGCUGAAAGAGGGCCGCUAUGUCAUCAUCCCUACGACCUUUGAACCUGGCCAGCAAGGAGAGUUCUUGCUCCGGGUAUUCACAGAUGUGCCUUCAGACUGCAAAGAGUUGACCCUGGACGAGCCUCCUCAGACGUGUUGGACAGGGAUGUGUGGAUAUCCUCAGCUGGUCACUCAGGUGCACGUGCUGAGUGCUGAGGGGCUGCAGGGACAAGACUCUAACGGAGCCUCAGAUCCAUACGUGAUUAUCACCUGUGAGGCGGAGAAAGUUCGAUCACCUGUGCAUAAGGACACACGAUGUCCCAACUUUGACAUCAAAGGGGUGUUCUAUCGCAAAAAGCCAAAAGAAGGCAUUCACAUUGAGAUCUACAAUAAGAAUGUGAUUGUAGACACCUUCCUGGGUCAGGUCACUCUCUUCAGUGAACCGAAUGAUCGACAGGAGCAGCACAUUGUCCACCUGAGGGACAAGGGCAGCCGCCAAGACAAUGACCUCCCCGGCAUGCUGACCGUUCGCCUGAUCACCUGCACCACGCUGACCAACAUCUGACACCAUACUGAACCUCAGCCCUGCUCGUUACCUCUUCCUUUCUUCUCUCUCGAGGGCCUGAAAUCAAGGUAUUCCUCAUCCCUUGCUGAAUACCCAUAUCAUUUUGCAGUGCUCGCGUAGUAUUCAUAAGGGCUACACAUUAGUUGUGCAUGAGCAGCUGAGGUCGGUUCGGUAUUGGGACCUUUGCGGAGUCUUCGCCUUGCGAUCAGCCGCAUGGUUUCCUGCUGCCAGCUUAUCUCAACAAAAAUCAGUUCUUGCCAUCACUUUUUGUGCUCCCUCAUGGUAAUCCUACCAGUUCAGACUUGCAUUACUAUCUUACUUUUUUGAAGACCAUUUAGGGAUGCCUUGGAUAGCGCAUGACCCACCCGAUCUGCUUUUUGAACAACAAUGAGGAUGACUCGAGUGCCUCUGAAUUGCGUGUAUUCUUCGAAAUUUUUGGAUGUGCAGCAGCAUGCUUGGUGUAGCUUUGCAACAAUACCAAGAAACAGGGGCACGCAGUUCAGCCACGACCAGCCGCCUCCGAGGACCAAAAGCCCAUUCAGCCUCCAUCCCCAUAGAAACACCACUGCCUGAAGACCGUGACAGUUUAAACAGCUCAUGUGUGUGUGAGUGUGUGUGUGUGUGUGUUUGCGUGUGCAUGUGUGUGCGUAUGCUAAUCCAGAAUAAAACCCCCUCAGACGACCCUUCAAAGGUCAUGCAUGUGUAAACAAACUAUAUAAAUUCCAGCACUCAUUUUUAGAGUGGAGAGCAGUCUGUAGGAGAUGGGCAUGUGUACAGUAUACACACUUUGCAUGUAUACCUCACUCAUGAGAUAGUAACGUGAUGUGACAGAAUGCUGGAUCUCUUCAGCUCUUGCCAAACAGCAUGUGCCAUGACGCGAGUUCUAUUAGAACUGUUCUUCCACUCCACCAGGGGGUGCUGUACUAAUGCUCUAGGAACCGCAGACUCUUUAACUGUCUUUUCCGAUUGCUGAUGUGCCCUUUUACUAUGAACUACUAAAAAGCUCUUUAUAUAACUGCCAUGACCAGCUUAUGUGUUGCUAGCAUUUUAGUUGCUUGUGUUUUGGUGGUAAUGUUUGAACUGUUUAUCAAAUCUUAUAUUUAAAUGUCACCUUUAUUCAUUACUUGAAAAGGGACAUUUUUAUCGUCACUUUUUUGUAAUUUAUGCACAAUGCUCCAUGUUGUCUUAAAGCGUAUUUUGUUGCCUUUUUUUUUUCAAACAAGAAAUGAUGAGUGUUAUUUACAGUCAGAUAUUAAGACAAUAGAAAAUUAGGAUAUGUUUUAUGUUUCUAGCUGCAGCCCCAGGCACUAAUGAUGUGAAGACCCAGGCUUGGUGAAAGAAGCUUGUGCUUGGACAAAAGUAUAUUGUGCUUAUAAAAUGUAAAGUGCAGACAUAGACACAGGAUUUUAAUUUAGUCCUAAUCAUUUCAUUUUAAACAGAAAUUAACUAUGUAUUAACAAUGUCUUCUGUUUUUAUUUUAUUUUUUUUUCACUCAAAGGUAAUGGUAGCUACCUCACCAACAUUUUCGCUAGCUAGCUAACUUGCAUAAUGCUAGCUAGCUUAAUAUUUAACAUACAGUUAGUGCCUGAAAAUAGUAAUUGCAUUAGGGACAUCAAGCUGCCCCCAUGCCUUGACCGACUCCCAGCCCUUCUGCUUAAAAUACAUAGGAUUUAUCAAUUGUCAUUAAAGGAAGAGGUUCAGAGCUGAGCUCCUCUGCUUUAAUAGGUGGGUAGGGUUAACUUCAGGGACAGAAAAAUGUUACGAAUAUCCUAAAACGGCUCGACUAAUCUGCUACAGUACAUGAAUAACGUAUAAUAUUUUAGAGCAUCUGACAUAUUAUUUUAACUGAAACAGGUGACAAAUGAAAGCAAAGAAAAAACAUUUCUCUGUUGUAGGAGUAUUUAUUUAUUUCACUGGCAUGAUUUGGCUUCAAAUCACUACAGUUCAAUACAAAUCUAUUCAGCACCUUUAAUCUGAAAUGAAACAUUUCUAUCUCUACGUGGGUGGUCUCUUUCAGGGUAACUGACCCUUCCACAUGGGAUGAGAGUUCACUGAAUGUUUUGAUCCAGAUGAAAAUGAAUCAUAUGCUAUGGCCUCCACAGUCACUAGAUCUCAACCCUGUCAAACAUCUGUGGAAGACGGAGUGGCGUGUUAGACAGCACUCUACCAUCAUCAUCAUCUAAACACCAACUGAGGUCAUAGAUUUUGGGAGAAUUGCUCCAGAAGAUUUUUAGGAUCAAUUUGUGUGUUGUGCUCAUAUGGAAGAUUCAAUAAGACGCAUUCACAGCUUAAAAUACGACACUGGUUUGAACCUUAAAAUUAAACUUAAUACCAGUUCAGCAUUUUAUUCCAGCAAAUAUCCAGGUCCAGCAAUACUUUAAAUCCAUCCUUUAACUUCUCUACUUAAAAAAACAAAACAAAACUUGAAAGCAUACUUGAAAGUAAACUUUGAGACUAAGAUGAAUUAUUGCUUAAUUCUUCAAUGUUCAGUCAGAGGCUUUUCCCAGCAUGGGGUGUGUUCUGCGGUGCUGCAGCUAGCUGUCACUCAUUCAUUUAGCUUCUGCAUUGUGGCUUGUAGUAAAUAGCGGUAAAUAAGAUAUAAUGAUUUUCUGUCUUGGGGUUGUAUUCAGAGUUGAGUUAAGCAAACAUAUCGAGGAGUUCAAACAGGACAUCAGUAUUCAAACCUCAGAUACUUACAGACUAGACGGAGAGAUGUUUUUGAGUUGUACAUGGCCACAAUUUAGUAUCUUGUGGCUAUAGUUAAAGGUUUUAUUUGCUGUUUUGUUUUUUUUAUAACAGUAACUUGUCUUGGAUCAAGUGCUAUUUUAUAAACUGAUUAAAAACUAGGGUGAAAGCCAUAUUUUAAAAUAAACCCAAAUUUAUAGGCAAUUUCUUGUAUUUUAAACUGGUGGUAUAAAUGCUAAUAAAAAGCCCAUUUUAGGUGCUUGUACACAAGAAAAAUCAAAAGCAUAGACAAAUCUGAAUCCAGGAAACUAGCAAAAAAGUUGAAUGCUGACAUUAAUUUUGGACUUAAAUAGCCAACUCUGAAUACAGCUCUUAGUCUAAAGCCUCAACUGGGAGACGGAGGUCAGACCGGUUAGCUCAGUAGUUCAUGCAUGAAGUGCCAUAAAGUUAAGUGUUGCAUGCAAAGGAGUAAGAGGCAUAAUGGUGAAACCAGACAGCCAGAGAUAAUGUGACUUCAUUCAGUACUUAGAGAUAGUGAUAGAGUUAGAGAAAAUUGAUUGUGGAAGUUAUUUUAUGCUAAAAAGGUGUAUCAGGGGACGAUGAAUAACAGGUAAUCUGUUCCGGUAUUAUAGCCUGAGAAUUUAAACAAACAAACAAAUAAACAAAUACAUAAAUACAUAAAUACAUAAAUAAUCUAAGCAUAAAGCACUACAGAGUACAAUCCACACAUUAUAGUAUAUGUUCUGCUUUAAGAAAAAUAACAACUUAUGGUCAUCAUAAUAUACCAGGUAUUUUGUGGCUUUCCUGAACUGAGACCUUUUCUACAUUGCUCAUCUUAAUCCCUGUCUAAAUUCAGGAAAAUCACAGUUUAUAGGUUUAUCAAGCACUAGAUAAAACCUCAUCAUUUCUGUCUACACUUGUCAGAUCACCUCUGCUGAAAAAAUACUUUUCCCCAUUUGUAUUCCUGUUGUGUUUUUAAUGUUAUAAUAGCAAGAUAAAUGUAGCACUGUCCCACACAGGUCUGAUACGUACAAUCGUUCUAUCUUUAAAUACGAACAAGGCCAGUAACAUCUAUACCAUCUUCUCUUUAGUAAACUCUUUUUUUAAAUGUUUAGCAUGUCACAGAUCUAGCAUCAGGGUUGCCAGGUACUGUAGGUGUAACAAAAUUGGCUUCAUUUCAAAAACUCAAACCCUCCUAAACUAUGUACUUUUCUUAAAAUUAUGAUUAAUCUUACUUUCAAAUAUUUGCAAAGUAAAAUCAACUCUGUAUGUUUUUUGUUUGUUUGUUUGUUUGUUUUUUUUCUUAUAAAUAAAGCGUUAUUAAAAUCGUUAAAAAACAUUUUCCAGUAAAAACCAGUAUUAAAAUCGUUUUCAUUACAGUAUUUUAAUAUUACAAUAUUAUUAAUUAUAUUCUCAUGAAUAAAGAUAAAUGAGUACACCUGUGUGCUAUUACACAGUAACACGGUAUACGUAUUUUCUAUUUUAUUUAUAUUAUUAUAUAUUUUAUUUUACACUAGUUACAAUAUAUGAAUUCAGCUGUUCUUUGAAUCAUAACCACAUGCUGAAGAAUUACGUUAUAGGAUGUAAUAUUUCUAUAUUCAUUUAUAAACCAACAGCAACUCUGAAGCCUAAUGUUUUUAUAAUUGCAUUACCAAUUACAUUACCAAACAUUUAAAAUGUCCCCAUCUGAACCCACGGACAGGAAAACAUGCUGUAAUUCAACUCAGUCUGUUAGAAAUGUUAUACAGAAUGGACUGGAAAUUACAGUGUUCUUUUUAUGUGGUAUCAAACACACAAUAAAAACUUUAUACUACGUAUAUACUGUAUGUAGAAUAGAAGUCAAAUUUUAGCAUGCACAUCACUUUUUUUGUUGUUGCUAGAAUCAGAGUUUUCAUAGCUGAACAUUCUUGUAAAGAUUUAUUAGAUUUCUUAUUGGCAUAAUAUAGAUAUUAGUCAGAUUAAAUUAUCACUUGGAUUGAAUGGGUUUUAUCCAAACUUAAAAAAAUAUAUAUGUUGGCCUAUAAAUAUGAUCAACUUGAAUUUUAUGACAGUUUUAAUAUAAUAAAUGUGUUGUGUGGUUGUCAAGUUUUUAAAUAAAUUUAAAAAAAAUCUCUCUAGCGCUAAUAAACGACCCAGAAUUACUUACUGAGGUUAAUAUUUCAAGAGAAAUGAUUCUGUAUUGAGAAGAUUGAGAUUGGGGUUUGAGGGGAAAAAAGCGUGUCUUAUAAUCCGGAAAAAGCUCAAGAGGUGUUUAUAUAUAUUAUAUUCAGCAGGAAAAUUUCAAUGCACUUUUUGCUUUUUGUCUUUGACAUGUUUGAUUUGUGUAAAUGCCACAAAGGUGAUUAAAAUUUCACUCUUUAUUUGUGGAGAGCAUUUGUUUGUUUGUCGGUAUGUUUAUUCCUUCAGUCCUUUAUUUCCACUAUUUAUUUAUUUAUUUAUUUAUUUAUU
Molecule: messenger RNA, 7465 nt
Organism: Tachysurus fulvidraco (yellow catfish)
Lineage: Eukaryota; Metazoa; Chordata; Actinopteri; Siluriformes; Bagridae
Gene: capn5b
Product: calpain 5b
Exons: 14
Coding region: 404-2332 (642 amino acids)
Biological process (GO): proteolysis
Cellular component (GO): cytoplasm
Molecular function (GO): calcium-dependent cysteine-type endopeptidase activity
Source: RefSeq, a predicted model, not a curated record